This is a messenger RNA of Lactuca virosa, 1176 nucleotides long. Lineage: Eukaryota; Viridiplantae; Streptophyta; Magnoliopsida; Asterales; Asteraceae. The record is from the annotation of a GenBank genome assembly.
AUGUGUCCAUCAAACACACCCACCUUCGUCAUCCCUUCAGUCUCCUCCCUCCUCCGACCAACUCCAGCGCCGACCAUCUCCUCCUAUCGCCAACCACCACCUCCCUUCUUCGCCCUUGCACAACACCGCCGACCACAUUGUCGACCUCGCACACAUCCUCUCCAGUCUCCCAUCUCCGGACGUCGCCACCCUUUACACCUACGACACCAUCGUCUCACAGCAGAGCUUGAUGCUUCUUUAAAUGUUCCUCAUAACACAAGGAAAAUGGAUCUAAGGAGAAGAUUCGCAAAAUAUGGGGACAUAACGGAUGUAUAUAUGGGAACAACAAAGAGAUGGAAUGGGCAGAAUUUUGCUUUCGUUCGCUUCAGAGGAGUUAGAGACAUCACUGGGUUAGAGAAGAAGCUCAACGGUAUCACAUACAACGGGAAGAAAUUAAUGGUGAAUGUAUCCACUCAACUCAGGAAGAUGGAUCCACAGUUGAUAAAUAGACAUCAGAAUAAACAACCAAUGAGAGUCGACCCUAAACUUGGUGUGAGAGAUCAACGCUCCUACGCAGACGUAAUCAGACCUAACCCCCCUGCACCGGCAUCUGCAACGGAGCCCCCAAUUCUUCUCAAACAGGCGCCUGAGAUGUGCUCAUGGCUUAGAAAAACUAAACUCAUUGCUGAAGCCAUCUCCCUCUCGCAUUUGGGGCAUCUCCCCAAACUCCUUCUGCCCAAAGAAGAGCAGGCUCUUGAAAUCAAGAACAUCGGAGGGCUGAAGCAAAAUUUUGAUCGAGUGGCUUGGGUGAGAUUAGUGGGGCUUCCACUGAAACUCUGGGGAGAAAAGAAUUUUGAAGACAUCUGCCGGAAGUUUGGGAAGAUAAUUGCCCCAUUUUAUGAGGUAUAUCACAGGGUGGAUCUGUCCUGCGCUAAAGUAGUCAUCAUUACAACAAGGAGAACCAGAAUCAAUGAAGAAGUAGUGGUAGCCACGGAAGAUCAAAUAAUCAAGGUUGGGGUAGUUGAAUUCGAUGAGGACUGGUUUCCAUUCCAUUUUGAUUCUUCGAAAAACUUCUAUGAAGGACAGUAUAGUGACGAUGAAGAGACAAACUCAGAGGAUGAGGAAGGGAUAUCCGAAACAUGGAUGGAAGAUGGGGACGAGGACCCAGAAGAAGGAGAGAUUCUAAAAGAAAACUAG